AUGUACAAAGUCGGAAACGUCGCAGAAAACCUCGGCCGAGACUCGUCGGAUAUCCCGGCCUCUCUGAUCAAGACUCUACAGUCCCGCCAUCAAAGCCUGAGGGACCCGUUUCUCCUCCAGUGUGACGACACGGCUUUCAACGACAUGAUCCGCCAAAUGGCUUUUGAGGAGCUAGAGAGGCCUUCGAGCAGCGGGGACGAAUGCGAAAAGGCUAGCGAUCUGGACAUGGUCAAGUCGUCGGGCGCAUAUGCCAUGGCACGGGAUGAUUCGACCAUCGCCUCCCGCGACAGCACGUUCUUCUCCAAAGAGGCCAUUCUGAGCGCCAACAAGCGGAUGCUAUGUGCCAAGAAGCGCUGCAUGAGUGUCUUCAAGCAUGUCCUGGCCAGGUUGUGUAAUGGAGGCUGA
Molecule: messenger RNA, 405 nt
Organism: Pyricularia grisea
Lineage: Eukaryota; Fungi; Ascomycota; Sordariomycetes; Magnaporthales; Pyriculariaceae
Exons: 1
Coding region: 1-405 (134 amino acids)
Source: RefSeq, a predicted model, not a curated record